This is a messenger RNA of Aspergillus saccharolyticus JOP 1030-1, 483 nucleotides long. RefSeq names its product HesB/IscA family protein. Lineage: Eukaryota; Fungi; Ascomycota; Eurotiomycetes; Eurotiales; Aspergillaceae. Gene Ontology annotation, cellular component: mitochondrion. The transcript is spliced from 2 exons. The record is from RefSeq and is a predicted model, not a curated record. Gene Ontology annotation, molecular function: 4 iron, 4 sulfur cluster binding; iron ion binding; 2 iron, 2 sulfur cluster binding. The annotation marks the transcript as partial. Gene Ontology annotation, biological process: iron-sulfur cluster assembly.
CAACGCCACCCUUUCUCCUCGUCCGCGAUCCGGACAAACGCCAAGAUCGUACAAAAUCCCCGAGUCGACGAGGACGGAAAGGAACUUACAAUCAAGAUCUCCCCGCGGGCCGCAGAACGGCUCCGCGAAAUCACAAACCCAACCUCCUCUCCCUCCGCCACGAAGGAAGAGAAUCCCUAUCACCACCUUCGGAUCACAGUGACCAGCGGCGGCUGCCAUGGAUUCCAAUAUAUGAUGUCCCUCGAGGCCGCCUCAAAGAUCGAUCCAGAAGAAGAUACUGUCUUUGAAGCGGAGGAGCAAGAGGUCGUCGCCGCCGGACCCGGUGAGGCCAAAGUUGUCAUGGAUGAACCUUCCCUGGAGUUGCUUCACGGGAGUACUGUGGACUACACGAUGGAGCUGAUUGGAAGUCAGUUCAAGAUCGUCGACAACCCGAGAGCCUCGAGCAACUGUGGUUGUGGAACGAGUUUCGACGUGGUCGAUUAG